AUGGAAGAAGGAGAAAUUCCAAAUGGUGAUGGUUAAAAAAAUGGAAUUUUAGAGGAAGGUGAACGGACUCCAGAAUGGGAUUAAGAGAGAUCACUAUCAAAACAUAGGAAAGCAAAAAUAAAAAAAAAUAAAAAAAGAAGUAGAAGUAAGGAAAAAGAGAGGGAUAAAAAAAAUAAAAAAAAGCAUAAAAAAGAUUCAAAUAGAAAAGAAAAGAAAGAAGAUAGAAAAAUUAUAUAUUAACAAUAAAAAUCAAGGUAACCUUUAGAAGAAUAGAAACAAGAAUAGAGUAUUGGAAAUUAAUAAUAAUAAUAAGAGGGUAUAAUUAUACAAGUGGAUAAUGAUGAAAAUGUAAAAGAAUUGGAUAUUGAAGAUGAAGAGGCUGUAUUUUUAAGAAGAAGACAGAUGAGAGAAGAAUUAUUUAAAUAAUUAGAAUAGGAGAUUUAAGUUUCACCUGAUAAAGAGAAUAAUUAAGGAUUUAUGUUUGAUCAACCACAAUAAUAGAUUGAUGAAAAUAAAUAGAGUUACUUUCGUAUGCUUGAUUAAUAAAGGAAUUGUAAUUAUUGAUUUAAUUUAAGUAAACAAUUAAGAGGAACAAUAAUAAUAAUAAACAGGAUAGCCAUAAAAAAAAAUCAUUUUAGAUAUGUUUGAUGAAUUAGAUGAUGAAUUAGAAAAUGAUGAUUUAAAUAUGAUGGUGAGACAUAACACAAAUGCAUCAUAUGAGGCUGAUGAUGAUAAAUAUUAUAGAAUUACCAUUGGUGAAAUGAUUAAGGACUACAAGAUAAUUAAUAAAUGUGGUAAAGGAGUGUUUGGAAAUGUGUGCAAAGCUAUUAAAGAUGGAUAAGAAUAUGCAAUCAAAUUUAUUAGGGCUGAAGAUAUAUACAUUAGAUCUGGUGAAAGAGAAAGACAAAUCUUAAAAUAAUUAAAUGAAGCUGAUUCAAAUAAUAAAAAGCAUAUUCUUAGAUUAAUUGAAAGUUUUGAACAUAGAAAACAUCUAUGUUUAGUAUUUGAAUCAUUAGACUUAAAUCUUCGAGAUGCAUUAAAAGUAUAUACAAAAGGAUAAGGAUUAGAUUUACCAGCAAUUAGAUCUUAUGCUAUGUAGUUAUUUGUUGCUUUAGCUCAUCUCAGAAAACACAAAAUUAUACAUGCUGAUAUUAAACCAGAUAAUAUAUUAAUAUCAGCUGAUACAAAAUUAUUGAAACUCUGUGAUUUUGGUACUGCUUUCACUGUUGAUGAAGUAACAGUAGUAGAGUAUCUUGUAAGUAGAUAUUAUAGAGCACCUGAAAUUAUUAUUGGAUACCCUUAUGAUACUAAUAUUGAUGUAUGGGCUACAGCAUGUACAUUAUAUGAGUUGUUUACAGGAUAAUUCUUGUUUUCAGGAGACAAUAAUAAUGAUAUGUUGAAAUUACAUUUAUAAACAAUGGGAAAAUUUUCAAUGAAAAUGUUGAGACGAUCUGCAUUAACUUCAAAAUAUUUUGAUUAACAUCUUAAUUUUAAGAGUAGAGAAAUUGAUCCUAUCACAAAAUAAGUUAUUUUAAAACCAGUGUUAUUGGGGGAGAAACCUACAAGAACUAUUGGAACUCUUUUAAAGAAUAAAGAAUAAGGUUUAAAUGCUGAAGAUUAAAAAAUGCUUUUGUAAUUCAAAGAUUUAUUAGAAAAAUGUUUGUAAUUAGAUCCAAAAAAUAGAAUAACACCUGAAGAUGCUCUUUAUCAUCCAUUUAUUAAUGUAGCCAUGGCAAAUUCUUAAAGUAAAAAAGUUUGA
Paramecium pentaurelia is the source of this 1759-nucleotide messenger RNA. The record is from the annotation of a GenBank genome assembly. Lineage: Eukaryota; Ciliophora; Oligohymenophorea; Peniculida; Parameciidae.